Molecule: messenger RNA, 357 nt
Organism: Wallemia mellicola CBS 633.66
Lineage: Eukaryota; Fungi; Basidiomycota; Wallemiomycetes; Wallemiales; Wallemiaceae
Exons: 2
Coding region: 1-357 (118 amino acids)
Source: RefSeq, a predicted model, not a curated record
AUGAGAGUAUUAGCACUCGCACUAUUUUCUGUAGCUACUGCGCUUCCAUUGUUUAAACGUCAAGAUAGUGAUGUUGCUGUUGAUAUGUCUGACAUUCAAAAAUUUAAAGAAGCCCAGAAUUCACUACCAGAUAGUGGCACGUACAGACUAGACAUAGUCCCUGGUAGAAAAGAUGGAGAAUCCAGUAUUGAACUGGUCCCUGAUGAGGAUGGUAGUAUUAUAGUACAAAAUAAUGAGUCUAACGGCUUAUCAAGCCAUGGUAAUGGUACUGCCGUCGUCGAAUCCCACAAUGGCGAAACUGAAGUACACAAUGACGACAACGGCGAUAAUGAGAGAAACAAAGACGAUAGUAAAUAA